Messenger RNA from Mixia osmundae IAM 14324, 1503 nucleotides. RefSeq lists its product as uncharacterized. Lineage: Eukaryota; Fungi; Basidiomycota; Mixiomycetes; Mixiales; Mixiaceae. Bases 36 to 1325 code for a protein of 429 amino acids. The transcript has 3 exons. The record is from RefSeq and is a predicted model, not a curated record.
GUCGAAACGCUUCACGAGCCAGAGAGGGCGUCGAGAUGGAUCAAGCCGAACAAAGUCCUGCCCCGCCACCGAAGGUUGCUCCCGGUGGCUUCAAGCUCAAAUUCAAGCUAGGCGCACGACCUAGCGAGCCGUCAGCAGCCACGCCCGAACUUGAUCGUGCCUCAUCAGCGCAGACAUUGCCUUCACGCGGCUCUCAGAGCUCAUCUGCCCAGCAAGGUUCUCGUGCGACAUCACGCUCGCGCUCGGAAUCGCCGCUCAGUCCGGUCGACGCUCAACGCAAUAGAGAUAACGAGGAGGAAGAGGAAGAAGAUUCACAAGCGAGCUAUUCGUCAGACGAACGCGACGGUUCACGAUCAAGUUCGCCAGAGCGACAGCCCUUGCAAAGGACACAUACAGGCGGCAACUCGACGGAAGAGGAUGACCAUCUGAGAAGUGACAACCGCGCUACCUCGAGCGAUUUGCCUCUGCACCCACCUGCGCCAAUGAACGCGCCCCGUGCUUCUACCUCUCAGCUCUCUCGUCAAGACCCUCAGUCACUGAUCUCGCCGUACCUAAUGGGCACGCCCGAGCUGCCUCAUCCAAGCAGCAGCAAGCGCAAAGCAGACGCCAAUGACGGUGGAGAACUUGACGGUAGCGAUCCGACCCAAGUUGACAAGAAAGCCGUCAAGCGCAAGGCAGACAGCGGACCGGGUAAAAAUUGGCGCAAAGGCAUCAAAGGAACGAUAGAAAGAGGUACAGCUCCAACGACAGCAGUCAAAGUACCUACGUACACGCGCAUACGCAGCCCACCGGCUAUAGAUCUGGACAACCGUGAGAUCCCCUUGCCGCCAGAGACGAAAUCGCGGCCGUUCCCGACACAGCCACUGCCAAAAUACAGCAAUGCUUUCAUACAGGCGCCUCGCCUCGAUCUCAAUCCUGCAAAGACUCGACGAUGGAGCGCUCAGACCCGCGAGUUCACCAAUGUCAGUGGCUACAAAGUCGUCAUCACCUCUUGGUUUGGCAGCGAACAUUCAGAAUAUCAAGCCAAGCGAGUCGUCUAUACUGAGGAUGUAGCGGAAGAAGCGGAUGACUCCGAGCUGGGCGACACGACCACGAGAAGCUCGCCAGCUCCCUCAAUGAGUAGUAAAGUCGAUCCUGAAAAGAAGAAACCGCCACGCAAGCGCGCGCCUGCUCCCCUCAAGCCAGGCGCAAAGCCGAGAGCGCCGAGAGGCACGGGUCCCAAAGCGAUCGCUAAAGCGAAGAAAGCUGCCGCUGCCGCCGCCGCUGCUGCUGCUGCUACGCCGGAAGCCAUGUCAGGAGAGCUCCCACCUUCGGACGCUGCCUAAUGCAUUCAUUUUGGCAAAGAUGGCUCGAGACGCUUAGUUCUGCCCUUAGCCCUUUGCAGUGAUGAGCAGCGUUCAUCUACGUUAUUGACCUGGCUUGACGCCUCGCUUGACCCGAGAGCGAUGCACUCGACAACAGUCCCGCGUAUUCUAAGGAAGAUCUCAGGCGAUUGGAAUAAGC